UUAUAAACUGCAUGUAACUUUUAACAUUUGUAUUUAACAUUUUCUUUUAUCUUGCGUAUUUUCAAAGUUAUUCAGGGGGUUUCCCGUUUUGAACACCCUGUAAGUACACAGAGACUCUUCACAUCUAAAUAGUAACCGUUAUAAAGUAACCGCGGCUAAAAUUUAUGAUAUAUUCUAUAAUUUGCUCAUAUUCAAACGCGCAACGAUUCCCUCAAUAUAUUCUAAACUUACAGAUUACGCAAUUUGGAUAGUAAUUAGUUAUAUGAACACUUAUCGAUAGUAUGUUAAUUAAUAUAUUAAUCAACGCUUACUUAUUAAAAAUCAAACGUGUGGCACACUAUCUAGAGAAUCAAUUCCUCGAGAAAAAGCAACGACUAUGUGUCUGGCCGACUGUUCAACCGUGAAUGGCACUCUUAUUCAAUAAGCUACGCAGAUGACUCGUUACUGCGUUUGCGCGAACUGAAAGGAAGAAAACUUCUCUUUUCUGAGAAUACAUUUCUUUCCAUACCUAAUAGGACGAUUAUUUGUCAUUAUAUAUAAUUUCCUUAGUGUAGCGUUAUUUAUCUAUCUAUGUUUCCGUGCGAAGUUAAGAGAUCUAUUAACGAAAUUGAACUGCGCGUUAUCUACUUCCCCUCGUGUGGCACGGAAAAAUUUUCUGUUCAAAAUGUAUCGAAUAUCUAACAUUAUCUCGGAUAAGUGCAUUAGUGCAUUAAGAUCCAACAAAGCAGUAAAAAAAACAGUUCAACAACAUUUACUAAAGAAAGAAAAGGAAUUUUGUGCCCAUGUAGUUCAAACGUACAAUCAAAAUGAAUUUGUUUGAAAGUCGCUACUUCAAUCUCAACCGCCUUCUCAUGUCGUCAAUUGGAUUAUGGCCUUAUCAAAAAGAAGAAUCCAGAAGAAUUAAAAUGAUUUUUGUAUCAUUUGUCCUACUAUUAGGUAUAAUGGUGCAGUUGAUGAGCUUUAUUACGAUUGAAUACAGUAGGGAUCUUCUUACAAAAGUAUUUUCCUUCUCUUUUAUUGUUCUUAUCUGCACUAUAAAAUAUAAUGUGCUAUAUUUCAAAUCGGAACAAGUAAAGUAUCUUUUCGAGCGAGUUCUAUAUGACUGGCAUGCUUUAACUGAUGCAGAAGAAAUAAAAAUAAUACAACAAUACGCGAAUAAGGGGAGAACAUAUACUAUUUUGGCAGGACUCAUUGUGUAUGUUGGCAUUCUGAUUUUUAUUACAUUAUUUUUUGUACCGGACGUUCUCGAUAUUGUGGCACCAUUGAAUGAGCCUCGGCGACAUCAAUUGCCGAUUGUAAUCGAAACCUUUUUCGACCAGGAAAAAUAUUUCCUGUUUAUUAGUCUAAACUUCUUAGUAAUUUCUUCUAUAGAUCUAACUAUACUAUUAACUGUUGAAUUGUUAUAUGUGAUAUGCAUACAACACGCUUGCGGAUUAUUGAAGGUUACUAGUUAUCGUAUCUUGCACGCAUUCGACAAUCAUUCGACAAUUCGUUUACAAGAGAGAAGUAUAGUUAAAUCAAAGUGCGCCAUCUGUAUCAAAUUAGUUAAAGCUAUCAAGAUUCACAAACGAUCUUUAGAAUUCGUCGAAUGUUUAUGCUCUACUUUCUCUAUCUCUUACUUGAUCUUGUGCGUGUUCUGGAUAGCUUCUUUAAGCAUUAAUGUAUUUGAACUAUUAAAAGCAAUUGAAUCAAAACACACGAACCAUGCAAUCUAUCUUGCUUUAUUCAUCACCGCUCAUUUAGGUUAUAUAUUUUGGGUUAAUUAUUUCGGUCAAAACUUAAUAGACAACAGUAUCGACGUAUUUGUACAAACUUAUAAUGUACAAUGGUACAUGGUGUCUCCACAUAUUCAAAAAAAAAUAUUAUUUAUACUACACAGAUCCUCAAAGAAUGUCGUGUUCGAUGUUGGCAAUUCAUUAUUUACAUUCUCAUUGGACGGAGUUGCUGCGCUUAUUAACUCGUCUUUAUCAUACACUAUGCUACUCUAUUCCACUCGGACAUGAUUGAUAUCAUUAUGGCAAAAAUGGCUACGAUCGUCUACAAUCCUUUUUUAUACUUUAUAAAGAAUGCUAUCACGCAAUAAAACUUACUUCAGCAUGA
Vollenhovia emeryi is the source of this 2100-nucleotide messenger RNA. RefSeq lists its product as uncharacterized. Gene Ontology annotation, cellular component: plasma membrane. The coding region runs from base 807 to 2003 and encodes 398 amino acids. The transcript has 9 exons. Gene Ontology annotation, molecular function: odorant binding; olfactory receptor activity. The record is from RefSeq and is a predicted model, not a curated record. Lineage: Eukaryota; Metazoa; Arthropoda; Insecta; Hymenoptera; Formicidae. Gene Ontology annotation, biological process: sensory perception of smell; detection of chemical stimulus involved in sensory perception of smell.